Molecule: messenger RNA, 339 nt
Organism: Prunus persica (peach)
Lineage: Eukaryota; Viridiplantae; Streptophyta; Magnoliopsida; Rosales; Rosaceae
Exons: 1
Coding region: 1-339 (112 amino acids)
Source: RefSeq, a predicted model, not a curated record
AUGGUGGGAUCAGGUUCUUUAGGUGGAGAUUUACGAACUCCACAGUUUGAUGGUGCAAACUAUGAUUUUUGGGCCGUCGAAAUGGAGACUAUCCUCAUAGCACAUGAUCUAUGGGAUGUAGUUGAGGUCGGAGUACAACCUCAGCCGAUUCUUGAGGAGGAAGAAGGCUCUGGAGGUGGCUCUGGAGGUGAAGGAAGUGAGGCUGAGCAAGUUCCAGUGGAAGCACCCACCAUCUCCAAAGAAGACAAAAUCAAAAACGCCAAGGCACUAAGUCUCAUUCAAGGAGCUUUAACUGAUGAGCUCUUCCCUCGCAUCCGAAAUGAAAAGACUGCAAAAUGA